AUGACAUCUUCUUCUUUGCAACAAAAAAAAUGCAAUCAAUCUAAUGAAACUAGAAAUAUUGUGUUAAGAAAAGGAACAUGGUCUAGUGAAGAGGAUCAAUUAUUAAGAGAAUAUGUGAUUAAAUAUGGAAUUGGAAAGUGGGAUUCUCUAAGAAAGAAAACAAAGCUCGCUCGAGAUGGAAGAAGUUGUCGUUUAAGAUGGUUAAAUCAUCUAAAUCCAAUUUUAAAAAAGUGUUCGUUUAAUGAAGAAGAAGGGAGAAAACUUGUUCAUCUCUAUAAUGAAUUUGGUCCCAAAUGGUCUCAAAUGAUUUUACAGUUUCCUGGAAGAACCGAUAACGAGUUAAAGAAUUUUAUUAAUUCCAAAAAAAGAAGUUUAAAAAAUUCUAGAAAGCAUCUCCUUCCAGAAAACAUAAACCAAGUUGAUGAGUUGAAUAAUAAUGUUGGUGAAAUUAGUAACAAACAAAAUAAUGCCUCCCAAGAAGAAGAAACGGCUCUACCAACAAUGGAAUUUGAUCAUCAAGUAGAUGUUCUACAUGGUAACUAUCUUGAUCAAAAUUAUGGUGACAAAAGUAUCCACAACUUUCAACAAUUUUCAACGUUGGCUGAUGAUUCAAGUACUUGUAUCAAAAAUCAUGCUGUCCCAACAUUGGAUGAUAGGUUUCCUUCAUACUUUCAAGAUAUGGAAGAUAUCGUUCCACCAUUUUCAUCAAGUAAUAUGUUUUUUGAUCAAGAGCUUCCUCCAUACAAUCUAGACAUGGAUUAUCAACUUUCAGAAGAAAGGUAUUGGGACCGAUAUCUUCAAAAUCCAGAUUUAUCAUCUGAGGAGCCUCAAUAUGAGAUCUUAGAACCUUGGUUGCUAUCUCAAUGUGUUCCUCUUUGGUAA
Lathyrus oleraceus (garden pea) is the source of this 882-nucleotide messenger RNA. RefSeq names its product transcription factor WER. The coding region runs from base 1 to 882 and encodes 293 amino acids. The transcript has 3 exons. NCBI's taxonomy places the organism in Eukaryota, Viridiplantae, Streptophyta, Magnoliopsida, Fabales, Fabaceae. The record is from RefSeq and is a predicted model, not a curated record.